AGCAGGGGUCGUACUGCGCAGCCGCGAACGGUUGACGGUUGUCGUGAGAUCUAACGUCAAUUAAUGUGAAAUAUGGUUUUUAUUAUAAUCUGCUAUACAUAAAAUAAUGUCAUUAGUACUUUUAGAUUGACCUCUGAGCAUGUGAUAUUAAAAUGUAGGAACGUUUGUAAUUAAUCACGUGUGUCAAACCAGAUGUAAACAAUUCAGUGGACUCUAACAGAAGCACAAACUGAGCCCAUAAUAGGUCCCUAAUCAGGUUUAUACAGCUUGGUUGUUUUUUCCUCCUUGAAGUGGUUAUAUAUUAUAUUAUAUAUAGGCUUAUAUAUCUUUAGUGAAGUGCUUAAAUUACUUUUUUUUUUUUGGUAGUGCCAUUAAAUGAACUUGUGAAAUGUUAUUUCAGCACUUAGUUCUUGGGCAGAAACCUCAGGAUGAGGUUAGGUCCUAAUAGACCUCUGGCAAUAAAACUAUUUCCUAUUAAUUUGGUCUACCCCCCAAAAAAAGGUAAAUUGUAGGAGGCCACAUGUGUGGGAUUAUCUAACAACCACAGUAUUAAAAGUGCACUAAAAACUAAAGUAAAUUAUUAAUCAUAGCCUUGGUUUGCAGCAGGGGUUGUUUGUUGUAACAUAGAUAUGCAUACGAUAGAAAUAAAAUGAAUUUCCUUUUAGGACAUUUAACCAUGGUGAUGUAAUAGACUCCAUCCUGAAAUAAUUCCCACCUUUUAAUACACUCAUGCUGCCUAUACAUCAGUUUAAAAACUGUGCCAUACCUUAGUAUGGCCGAUAUGAUAUUACUUUAAUAUCCCAUUUCCAGUAGUGGGCGUUUAGCCAGCCCGAACCAAACGGAACAAGGGGGAGUCGCAGGAUUAUACCAACUUAAAAGACACAUUUGGGGCAUGGAGAACCCGGUAGGUCAGUGCUAUAAUUAGAGGCUGCUCCUUCCGCGACAGCAGCCAAAUUGCGAUGCAUAAAGCCAUGUAAACCAGGGGAUACACUAUCACAAGGGCUGGCAGUAAAGACACGUUUUCCAUGGGUGACAUUUAACGCCACACGUUGACUGAGGAGGCUCUGUGCGUAACGCAGAGACAGCGCUGGAUCUACACCGGCCACUGCUGCGCAAAUCAUGUGUAUUUGGUAGUGUUUUUUUUUUGUUUUUUGAGACGCCAUAUGUAGCCUACUGUUCAGCGCAAAGCUUCCAUGAGUGCACACCUCGGCAAAAAUGUCUUUUUUAACCAUACCAAGCCAAGAGGGCCUUUUUACCACGAUUAAAACUGGCAAGGCAGGCGAGGAGGCAGAUAGUAGGUCACGCAUAGACGACGAGGAUAAUAAUGAUGAUGAUGAUGAAGACGAUGACACCGACGUCCACCUCAUCCCAAGAUGCUCCCCGGUACCCAGAAAGCGAGGUGCGUCCAUCUACGAUGAGACUGCUGAGUAUAUGCGGAUCCACUUGGCGCUGUCUGCCGGAAAGAGAGUGUCAUUCGCCGAUACAACAGGUGGGGAUCUGGUGGAUGUGAAGGAAUUCGUUGCCUUUGAUUCGGACGAGGAAGAGGAGAACAGUACGAGGUGGGAGGAAGAGGAAGCAAAGUAUCGAAAGCCAGAGCGAGAACCGACCUAUCGUGUGCAGCCAGAGUUUAACGCGCCCAGCGACAGUGCCCUGCUGCAGGCUGUGCACACUAAUAAAGUGGAGGUUGAGCAGAUGUCUCCAGUAGAGAAUGAGCCACUUGCCUUCAGUGGGGUAAUACGAGUCCUGAACAUCUCCUUCCACAAAGCAGUUUAUAUCAGAUCGACCAUGGACAACUGGGCUUCUUACUUUGAUCACCCAGCAGAUUAUGUCCAGGGAUCAAAUGAUGGGGACACUGAUCAGUUCACCUUCAAGCUGUCUUUUGCACCCCCUUAUAUGACACACGGCUCCCGCAUUGAAUUUGUUGUUCGCUAUGAAACCCCAGAUGGCGAUUAUUGGGCUAAUAACUCCUCUAUGAAUUAUGUGGUAACUCUGCUCCUGUCCUAUGAAGAUGCUUCAGCUCAAACAAACAUCGACAUGCAGCAAAAGAGAGGUAUCCUGAAACCUCCAAAAGAUUACAGUAUGAAUGAUGAUUUUGAUUCAGAGGAUGAGCAAGAAAAGGAAGAAGCAGAAGAAGCAGGGACCUCCAAGUCAGGACUUGUCAGGCCAACCGCUGUCUGCCCGGUCAUCAUACAGCCGGAGAUUGACGUAGAGAUUGCAGUUCACCCAUCUGGUCCCCCUGUCCCACCCAACCAAGAGCUUCCAUCUGUUGAUGGCACACUGUCCGCUCACACUGUAUCCCCAGGUGAACAAUUCCCUUGUAUGUCAUCCGAAACCACACUUCAGACUAAUUCAUCCUUUGUACUCUGUGCCAGCGAAUCAGUCCAGCCAAAUAAGUCACAGGCUUUACCCAGACUCCACUGUGAAUUAGGCAACCAAACGUCAGAGCAGCCCACAGACAGUAGUCCCUCUGCACUGCUGCCUGCUUCAACUCCUUCUCUACAACAAGAGUCAAGGCCGAGAUCAGACAGCUCCCAGGCUGGCGCAGAGGAAAUCCCUCCCUCAGAGGCCCCAUGCGUGCAUCUUCCAACCACAGAGACAAAUCUGUUGCCAGCAACAGGAGAGGACGGAUCGACCGACAGCCCAGCCAGUCGUUCUUGUCUUGAACUGCCUGCUGAGUGUGUCUCUGCCCCCAAUGUGACUCAGGGCUUUGAGCAAGACGUUGCAGUGGGGUUGAGUGAACUUGCUGCAGGAAUAUCAGAAGAUUCCACCAUGUCUGCAACACAUCAUGAAGGCAGCAAACCUGCAGUCCUGUCUCCUGUGGCUGAGAGUGAGGCGUCUCUGGGAGCAGAAGGUGAAGCUCCACCAUCACCCAAACUCACAGAGAACCCCUCAGUGAGUGCAGGUAUCACUGAAGUGAGCCAAAACUUAGCUCCUCAGUCUGCUGAUGCUCCCCAGAUUUCCCCUGACACAUUAUUAGAGAAUCUACCAAACACAUUGUCAGAGGUUUCCGAGCUCCAGUCUGAGCAUAACGUCAACAGGAAUCUGAUGUCAUCCGUCAUCUUUCUGAGUGGAGUUGUCUCCCUCUCGAUAGUGUUGCAGGAACCCAGUGCCCUCUUCUUAAUUGGACUGCUUUUGGUCUUGCGCCGUUUGUGAUUAUGCCAUUCUGUUCGGAUCUUAAGUGCCUUUUCAUGAUUCCAAAAUAAGCCAACAAGUGAAAAAAAAAAAAAAAAAAAAACACUCUCCUGUUGAAGUUGAUGUCACUGUGUGAGUUUUUUCUUUUUAGAUUAAUAUAGAUGUUCAUCUAAUGAAAGACAUAUUGCGUACAAUUUAUGAGUAUUUCCAUCCAAAGUCCAAUGCAAGGGGAAAUUAAUUAUACAAAUACUGAUGAUAUUUUCAUGCAUUCUGUCAAACAAGUGUUAACUAAUAGAAAAGUAGUCGAUUGUUUUCCCAUUUCUACAACAACAUUGUGAUCACUCUAAUACUGAAGCAUAUAUUACCAGAGAUGUUUUGUAAGUGGUCUGUAAUUACUUAUUUCUUGUCAUGUGGAGAUGUGUAUGUGGUGUUAUAUUCUGAUUUAUUCAAUCAGUCCUGUAAUGCACUUGUUUUUUUGUUUUUUUGAUUGUUGAUGUAGUUGAGGUUGUUGUCUAAGCACACUGCCAUGAAUUUAACUUUUGUGAAUUCCAUGUGUUAUGUCUUUAUUAAAGGACAAAAAAAACAUUACCAUAGUUGGAUACUAAAGAGACUUGUUAUACAAAUGGUAUUUUGUUUACAAAAUGCAAAAGCAAGACAUGGUUGUGUGAAGUAUUUUGCCUUAAUGCCAAAAAAAAGAAUAACUGAUGACCUUUUGUGAACAUCAGUUUGAAAUAGAUGCUACUUGAGGGACAAAACAAGUGAGAAAAUGUCCAGUGUGAAAUGUGAAAGAGAUAUUUUAUCAUUAAAGAGCACCGGUGUCCUCAACGUCUCCUCACUAUUGCACAGAAGUCUUCCUGUUGAUUCUUGCUAGUAAACCCAUAUUGUUGUUGUUGCACAACACAGAAUUUUAAAGGACUUGUUUGACAACCUCACAGACAGACUGAAGCAUUGAAUGACAUGUUUGAAGUGAUGAAAAUGUUUGCUUUUUGCAGUGUAUUUCCAUUAAACAUGGUCUUAUACCCUG
Messenger RNA from Dicentrarchus labrax (European seabass), 4156 nucleotides. RefSeq names its product protein phosphatase 1 regulatory subunit 3A (gene ppp1r3f). The record is from RefSeq and is a predicted model, not a curated record. Gene Ontology annotation, molecular function: glycogen binding; protein phosphatase 1 binding. The transcript has 4 exons. NCBI's taxonomy places the organism in Eukaryota, Metazoa, Chordata, Actinopteri, Moronidae. Gene Ontology annotation, biological process: regulation of glycogen biosynthetic process. Gene Ontology annotation, cellular component: protein phosphatase type 1 complex. The coding region runs from base 1216 to 3153 and encodes 645 amino acids.